CUUGGGCUGGUUUCUGUGCUUAGAAUUCAAUGACUGCACUUAUCGUGGCUGUAAAAGGAGGCUACACACAGUCAGUAAAAGAAAUCUUGAAGAGGAAUCCAAAUGUGAACUUGACAGACAAGGAUGGCAACACAGCGCUGAUGAUUGCGUCCAAGGAGGGGCACACGGAGAUCGUGCAGGAUCUGCUGGAUGCCGGCACCUACGUGAACAUCCCCGACAGGAGUGGGGACACCGUGCUGAUCGGCGCCGUCAGAGGCGGCCACGUGGAAAUCGUCCGCGCGCUGCUCCAGAAGUACGCGGACAUCGACAUUCGAGGGCAGGUACGUGUGGCUGCGGGUGGUGGGCUCGGAGUGUGAUGGGCUGUCAGGUUG
Messenger RNA from Myotis brandtii (Brandt's bat), 371 nucleotides. RefSeq names its product kinase D-interacting substrate of 220 kDa. The record is from RefSeq and is a predicted model, not a curated record. The transcript has 2 exons. Bases 30 to 356 code for a protein of 108 amino acids. NCBI's taxonomy places the organism in Eukaryota, Metazoa, Chordata, Mammalia, Chiroptera, Vespertilionidae. Gene Ontology annotation, molecular function: protein binding.